Molecule: messenger RNA, 5453 nt
Organism: Branchiostoma belcheri (Belcher's lancelet)
Lineage: Eukaryota; Metazoa; Chordata; Leptocardii; Amphioxiformes; Branchiostomatidae
Exons: 19
Coding region: 112-5175 (1687 amino acids)
Cellular component (GO): cell septum; cell periphery
Molecular function (GO): chitin synthase activity
Source: RefSeq, a predicted model, not a curated record
GCUACAGUGAGGCUUUACUCGUGUGCAUGGAUUUCGCGGCGCUGUCGGAAGACAAGAAAGUUCUACACCUCAGCUCAAACUAGUACCAUCUGCAGUCUUUGAAAAUUCACCAUGGAAUCUAGCAGUGACGAAGACGUCGACAUGGCUGCAAAUGAAAGCUUUGAGGAGGACUGGGAUACCUUCAUCACUCGUCCUGCAGACAAUGCCCACUCCUCCAAGAAUUCCUAUCUAAAAAUCGCCAUAGUCGUGGCCAAAGUUCUGUCCUACAUUCUCUUCUUCCUCGCCGUCCUGGGUUCCGCCAUCGGAAGCAAGAUGGCGCUCAUCAUCCUCGCUUCCAACACGAUGCAUCACGGGAACGAUACCGCAACGCACGCCGGGAACAGUACGUUACGACUGUGUACGAACUUGACCUGUGGCACGAACGGGUCAACUUUGGCGACUUUGGCAAGCCCGAUUGUACAAAGUGGGUUACAGAACAUUGCGAAUGAAGCCGGGAAAGCUGAGAGAGCGAAGUACAUGCUGAUGUUGAUGGGGACGAUUCUUGUACCGGAAGUCAUGACGGUGUUACGUAACAUCGUUCGGAUCAUCUUCAGCAAAAUGAAGGGCCCUUCUUGGGGAGUUCUGUGGAAGGUUUGUCUCAUCGAGGCUCUCUCAACAUCCGGGAUAUGCAUCUUCGUCCUCCGCGUUCUCCCCAGAUCAAACUUCAUUUUCUCCCUACUGCUGAUGAACGGGGUCUGCUUCGUGCCCGCCAUCUUGAAAAUCCACGCCACCAUCGUUCGAAAGGACAUAAAGUCAGGUCGCAGAGAGAUCAUGUUGUUUCUUGACGUUAUGUCUUGGCUGAUGCAGACCAGUGCACUUUGCUUACUCCCUGCACAACCAUUUGGUCAUUACAAUGGUCCAACAUGGGAAGUAACAUUAUCAUUGUUUCUGAUAUCUUUCCGUUGGUGGGAAACAUUCGCAGGGGCUGACAUAGUCUUCCCUUUCUUUUUCAACGUUCCCCUCUACAAGCUUAAAGUCGGGCUCUCUGAAGUAAGAUGCAAAACAUACAUCUAUGCAGGAAUUAUGAACAUAGUAAUUAUUGGUUUGGUCACAUUUCUGAUUUUGGCAUCAUCAGAAGAUAUCACCCUUGACAAAAUUUUAGCACCAGUGAAACUUGAGUGGGACGAAGAGAAUUAUUUUAUCCAAAUAUCUCUGCUUUUCUUUGUUCAACUAGUUACGUCAGCGACAUGUUUCUUGUUCUCUCGUCUGUCAUGUAUGACGUGUAUCCACAGGGUGGGGUUCGCUCUUCCACUUUGCCUCGCCACCCCCGCUACAAUGGCCAUGUUUGUCAUAGACUGCCAGUGGCGUAACGUCUUUAAAUUCAACAGCCUGAACAUUUGGGAGUGUGACGUAGAUUUGAAACAAAGUUGGCGGGAAAUCAUCAUUGGAAUCGUGUUGUGGUGGCUUUCUCAACUCUGGAUAUCGUCCCACAUUUGGUUCCGCUCAAAUCAUCGGUUCGCGCCAACCAGCAAGAUGUUCGUUCGCCCGAUGUAUUGUGGGGCAUUGGUGGAGCAGUGCCUCAUGCUUAACCGGAAGUCGAAGGACGAAAACGAGGCUAGGACCGGAAGUAACGUCACGAAGAUCGUGACAGAUGUGGUGGCAGCACCUGUGGACUCGCUCAUCUACCUGUGCGCGACGAUGUGGCAUGAGACUGAAGAGGAGAUGGUACAGAUACUGAAGUCUAUUUGCAGAAUGGAUUUGGACCAGGCAAGUCAAGCAAGCGCUCCCGACAUGCAGCGCGACAACUACCGGUGCGAGACCCACAUCCUGUUCGAUGACGCAAUGGACCUGAGGGAUGAUGGGAAACUUGUCGUGAACGACUUCGUCCGACAGCUCUGCAGACUGGUGCCCACAGCCGCCAAUGCUGUACGAGACAGAGGUGAUCAGGUGACCGUGCCUGACCCCACCGUGACCCCGACCCCCUACGGAGGUCAGCUGGUGUGGAGGCUGCCGGGAGGUCACGUGAUGGUGGCGCAUCUCAAGGACAAGAUGCGGAUACGUCAUCGGAAACGGUGGAGCCAGGUCAUGUACAUGUAUCAUCUCCUUGGGUGGUCGUUAAAACAACAAUGGUCGGCUCGGAUAAAAGCAGAGAAGGACCCGUUGAUAAAACUCCGGUUGGAGACCCUGUACAAACUCCGGUGCGAUAACACGUACAUCCUGGCACUUGACGGUGACGUAGACUUCCAGCCGUCAGCCGUGCAGCUAUUGGUGGAUCUGAUGAAGAGGAACCCACAAGUCGGCGCGGCCUGCGGAAGGAUACACCCGAUCGGGUCAGGUCCCCUGAUCUGGUACCAGAUGUUUGAGUACGCUAUCGGGCACUGGUUCCAGAAGACAGCGGAGCACGUGUUGGGGUGCGUGCUGUGCAGUCCGGGGUGUUUCAGCCUGUUCCGCGCUACCGCCAUCAUGGAUGACAACGUCAUGCACAAGUACACCACCAAGCCGACUGAGGCCAAGCACUUCGUACAGUAUGAUCAAGGAGAGGACAGAUGGCUGUGCACGUUAAUGUUACAGCAGGGCUGGCGGGUUGAGUAUUCUGCAGCUUCUGAUGCCUUCACGUACGCACCGGAGGGGUUCAAGAUGGCCAUGAUGAUAUCGUCUGUACUCGGUCCCGCCACGGUGUGCAUGAUGAUCGCAGGGGCGCUGACGUACGCCUUCAAAUGGGACAACGUCACAGCCAUGGCCGUCUCAGUCGCGCCCCCUGUCGGAUUCAUCAUACUCUGCUUCGUCGUCAAACCUGAUACUCAGAUCAACGUCGCCGCCAUCCUGAGCGCCAUGUACUCGUGUGUGAUGAUGGCUGUGGUGGUGGGGAUUGCAGGCCAGAUCACGGUGGAGGGUCCCCUCAGUCCCGUGGCCCUCUUCACGUUCCUCAUGUGCGGGCUGUUCCUCAUAGCGGCCAUCAUCCACCCACAGGAGUUCUGGAACAUCGCGUGCGGCGCGCUGUACCUGCUGUGUGUGCCGUCUGGCUACCUGCUGCUCAUCAUCUACUCUCUCUGCAACAUGAACAUCGUCAGCUGGGGAACAAGGGAGGUAAAGAAGAAAGGCAGCACGAAGAAAGCAGCCGGCGGACCGCAGCCCAAGACAGCGAAAGAACGGUUCAUGCAGCUAUUUAAGGGUGGAGACGACGAUGACUCUGGUUAUCUGUGCGGCUGCGGAAACUUGUUCAAGUGUGAGAUGUGCCCCAGAAGUAAGCGCCAGGAUGACUACCUUCCUCUGGUGGAGGCGUUAGACAAGGUGUACAGCCGUGCUGCCAGCCGGACCGUGAGCAGACUGAGCGUCAGCAGGGCAGCCAGCAGGGCGGGCAGCAGCAGGGCAGGCAGCAGGCGGUCUGUCAGGAGGGUCAGCUUUUCCGGAGACAACGACCUGUCCUCCGACAUAGAGGAGGAACUCAUCAUGGACGACAUCUUCCAGGAGGAACUGCUCAAGGAGGAAGAGCGGCCGCUGGCAGAUGAGGAGCCUGAAAUCGACCAGGACUACUGGCUGACGGAGGACGUGUUCGCCAGCUGCCCUGUACAACACCUGGACGAAGGCGAGGCCAAGUUCUGGAGGACCCUCAUCGCCAAGUACCUACAUCCUCUGGACGAGGAUAAACAAGAGCAGGAGAGAAUUGCUGGGGAACUCAAGUCUCUGAGAAACAAAGUGACGUUUGGGUUCUUCAUGCUGAACGCCCUGUGGAUGAUCGUGACGUUUGUGCUGCAGAUCAACACUAAGGACCUGUACGUACCGUAUAAACUACCGGACGGUACCGAACUCAAGGUCGAGGCGCUUGGCCUGGCUUUCCUGACUUUCUUCAUUAUAGUCCUGGUCAUCCAGUUUGUGUCCAUGGUUUUCCACAGGUUCUCCACGUUAAUUCACAUCCUAGCAGCCACCGAGUUAUCCUGUUGUCGUAAAAAGAAAGCGCCUCGCCGUAGGGUAAAGCGGAUCAGCGUCCCAACCAUCAAUGUGGACGAAGCGGCGUCCCAAUUGGCUGACGACAUCUCCCAGCAGCCAAUCGUAAGAAAGAUAACAGUUUCUCCGGCUCCCGCCAGACGGGGGUCUCAUCAGACCAAUCGCAGGCCAGUCUCGUCCGGUCGCAGACUCUCGCGAGAGCAGGGUUCUCGUCACCAGUUCGCGUCGGGUCGCAGACUCUCGCGAGAGCAGGGUUUCCGUCACCAGUUCUCGUCGGGACGCAGACUCUCGCGAGAUCAGAUGACGAGAAACAACGCCCAGCAACCAAGAGGGCUUAGCAACCGGCGAAGAUCAAGGCGCGAGUCCAACUUCGGGCGUAGCAGCAGGAAUAAGAGGCGUUCAUCAUCUCUAGUCUCUGCAAACAGGCCGUCUUCCCGAAGCGGAGGGAUACAUAAUCUCUCCCAGUCACUGUUAUCCGUCCGUCCUGGUCACAGUUAUCCUGGAGUGCAAAGAAACACUGGCAGAAAGGAAAGACAAGAGCCUACAGAAGGUUAUCAAGGAGCCUCGAUGAAUGCUAGUCUUCCCCAAAUUUUGGUUGUUGACCAUUUUGACGUCCUGAACGAACGUGAUUCAAGAUCGGCAAUAUCUGACGAAGAACCAGCGACAAAACCAACAGUAGUAACUGCCCACAUCUCACAGACUAACGGCAAUGCAAACGAACCAAAGAGCACAGACAUGGAAAAGUCAUUCCUGCCUAUACAGAAGACCGAGUGGAAUGACAACUUACACCGUGAGGUGCCGACAACUAUCCAGAGACCGGAGAACAUGCACGAUUCAAGAUCAACCAUCUCCUCCGCCAGCCCGCUACCAGAAUACAUCGACGACGCUGAAGUCAUCAUAAAAGAGGACGAAAUACCUGCCAACCGUCUUAACCCAGACCAUGCCACUAAUAAAGGACAGAGGAGGAUCUUGAGUGAAUCUGAGGCGAUUCAGUCGGGUUCUGAAAGUGACGAUGACGACUGGGAUUGGACGGUUCCUCGUCGUGACAACUUAGGACAAGUUUUACCCGGUUCUUCUGAAGGAAGCGACGUCAAAACAGCGUCACAGAUGCAGAGUAGAGGUUUGAGGAGAGGGGGUGCGAGGGGUGAGGCUGGCACAGUUUCAGGAAGAAACACAAAUCCACUUAGGAUAAUCAAAAGAAAAGUCUUCGAGCGCAAAUCUAGACGACCUAGAAGAAACGUUAAACUGUGAUCUGCCAGUUGUUGCAGGUCUGCAGGAUGGAAGUACUUUUAAUUAACCAAUUAUCAAUAUAUAUCCAAUACAAUUUCAAGGCAGCAAAGCAAGCAAAAAUAUUCUAGAUGAGGAAAUCAGAUUAUAAAUCAUUAUUUACAGCACCAAAAAUGUAUAUCAAGUUUACUGGCUAUGACUCUAUUCCACGAUAUCGGGUGUCUCUUCUAGUUUCUUACAGUUUAACAUAUCACCAUAAACAAUAUAAAAAGGCAGAUUACCAAGAUCUCUUGGAGUCAUCA